Esox lucius (northern pike) is the source of this 669-nucleotide messenger RNA. RefSeq names its product trafficking protein particle complex 1 (gene trappc1). The record is from RefSeq and is a predicted model, not a curated record. NCBI's taxonomy places the organism in Eukaryota, Metazoa, Chordata, Actinopteri, Esociformes, Esocidae. The coding region runs from base 104 to 541 and encodes 145 amino acids. Gene Ontology annotation, cellular component: TRAPP complex. Gene Ontology annotation, biological process: endoplasmic reticulum to Golgi vesicle-mediated transport. The transcript is spliced from 5 exons.
UGCCUAGAGUUUUUCCAGUUAGGCAGGUAAAGGGCCGCUUAUUGUGGGGUCCUUCCGUAUGAAACAGGAAGAGAAAGGCUAAAACUGAUUCCUGUCGUCUGUGAUGACGGUUCAUAACUUGUACAUAUUUGACCGUAAUGGAAGCUGUCUGCACUAUGGAGAGUGGAACCGCAAGAAAGAAGCUGGCAUUUCCAAGGAUGAGGAGUUUAAGCUGAUGUAUGGGAUGCUGUUCUCCAUCAGAUCGUUCUGUAGCAAGAUGUCUCCACUAGAUAUGAAGGAUGGCUUUCUCUCCUUCCAGACCAGCAAGUAUAAACUCCACUACUAUGAGACGCCAACCGGAAUCAAGAUCAUAAUGAACACAGACCUUGGAGUUCCCAAUGCCAGAGACAUCCUGCACCAGAUCUACAGCACGCUGUAUGUGGAGUACAUUGUGAAGAAUCCUCUGUGUGUCCUUGGGGAGCAACUGUCCUCUGAUCUUUUCUCAACCCGACUUGACCUCUACAUCCGAGCCCUGCCCUUCUUUAGCCCCCGAGCAGCCUAACACCCACACACAUAAUGGAGGGUGGAUUGUCACAAUGUAUUCAUUUUUUAUUUCCAUGUCAGUGGGAGUUGAUGUUGACUAUGGUCUUUAAUAGAACCAAUAAUAAAAUGGAAGGAAUGUUUCUAUAA